Messenger RNA from Fusarium odoratissimum NRRL 54006, 1194 nucleotides. RefSeq lists its product as uncharacterized. Bases 1 to 1194 code for a protein of 397 amino acids. NCBI's taxonomy places the organism in Eukaryota, Fungi, Ascomycota, Sordariomycetes, Hypocreales, Nectriaceae. The transcript has 2 exons. The record is from RefSeq and is a predicted model, not a curated record.
AUGUCUGAUUCAAAGCACGAAUUCGUCGACAAGACCAGCAAUGGCGAGGAACAAGCUGCAACUGGCGAGAAGCACCAGACUCAGCAUGACUCUCCUGAUGCGAAGCGCACCAAGAAAGAGGCUGGACAGACGACUCUUGAUGAUGUGGUGAUCAUUUCGGAUGACUCGAAGGAUAAUGAUAGCGUUGCGGAAAAGGAGGAGGAUGAGCCCAAGUCAAAGUCUGAUGCCAAGCAGGAAACCAAUGGCAAAGAAUCGAAGUCAGAGGACAAACAGAAGACUGAAGGCAAGGACUCCGAGACAAAUGAAAAGCAGGGAACCAACGGCAAAGAUGCUGUCCAGCCUUCUGAGGAAGCUGAUGUCCCUUCAAGCAUCCUCGAAAAGGGCAUCAUCUACUUCUUCAUCCGCGGUCGCGUAAAUCUUGAAGACCCUGAGAGCGUUGAUGACAUCGCUCGUUCCUUCAUCAUGCUCCGACCCAUCGCAAAAGAUGCCCGUCUCGGCGACGGUCCCAUUGCUGACUCCGGAAACACUCGCAUACUUGCUCUUCCCAAGAAGACCCUUCCCGAGAGUGGAAAAGAGCGCUACAUGGUAUUCGUCGAAAAGUCUGGAGCCUCAUAUGAUGAGAUCAAGAACUCCUUCUUGUCCGCAGACAAGUAUGAAACCAAGACAGCUGGUACACGCCGUACACCACCUGCUAAGCCUGUUGGCGAGGGCGUGUAUGCCAUCACGUCGACUGGUCGAGAGAGUCAUUUGGCUUAUUUGACGACGCUGCCUGAGAAGCUUGAGGAGGUUCAGAAGGAAUUGGGACUGAAGGAGAAGGGGAGCUUCAUCAUCAGCACCAAGAACCCUCAGUAUCCGGGACCUCAGAAUGCUCAGUUGCCUCAGGGACCUGACUUUCCCAAAGAAAUCAUCGAUGAGUUCCGCUCUCUGCGCUGGCUUCCCUCCAAGCCAUCCCACUUUGACUACCCUAACGCCCAGAUCCUUCUCAUUGGUGAAUCAGAUGGUAUUGAGAAGGCUGUUGAGCCUCAGAAGAAGGAUCAGAAGGACGGAAAGGAGGAGCCAGAGACGGUGCUUGAGCAUCUUGAGGAUGACGAUGUGAAGCGCAUGAAGCAUCUUGCCGAUGACCAGUCUGCAGCUAUCUACGCGGACUUGCAUGUCCAGGCUAAGGAUUAUCCUAAGAUGCAGACGACCUUUUAA